Molecule: messenger RNA, 753 nt
Organism: Penicillium chermesinum
Lineage: Eukaryota; Fungi; Ascomycota; Eurotiomycetes; Eurotiales; Aspergillaceae
Product: aminoglycoside phosphotransferase family protein
Exons: 1
Coding region: 1-753 (250 amino acids)
Source: RefSeq, a predicted model, not a curated record
AUGUCGACUCUGGAUGACAGCAGCUCCGUUGACGAUGACCCACAAAACUCCCAAGCGGGCAACAAGGGCUUGCAUAGUCGCUCGCCUUCGCCUGAUGGAUGCAUUGGUGUGACCUUUGAAAGAGGAUAUUAUCAUUUCGAUCGUAUUUUCAUCAAGCGAAGCCUCAGACCCAGCGAAUUCAAAACCUCACAGAGAGGCCUUCACGUCCCUCGCCUUGGAAAAGAGAGGCUUCAGAACGAAGCCGAAACGCUAAGAUUUAUUCAACGCAAGACCAACAUACCUGUCCCGACAGUGUACGGUGCCUUUGACAUGGACGAUUCGUAUUAUCUGAUUACAGAAUACAUUCGGGGGACACCCAUGUCCCAGCUUUCUGACGAUGAGAAAGAAAUUGUCCGCGAUGAAAUCUCUCAGCACUUAGCCACUCUUCGCGAACUUAAAUCGGACACUAUAGGUGGGCCUGCUGGGAUCGUGAUUCCUCCCUACCGAGUCAUGAGACGCACAGACAAUGACGUGUGGCCCAAGAAGUCAUCUCAGACUACGGAAUAUGUAUUUUGUCACAAUGAUCUAUCUCAACCAAAUAUCAUUGUUGAUCCUGAUACACUGAAGAUACGAGCAAUUAUUGAUUGGGAAUAUGCCGGGUUCUUCCCUCAAUACUUUGAAGCGCCCUUUUACGAACGACUGGGGCCGUCGGUCCCAAUUGGUGGCGAAAAGGAUGAUGUUGAUGAUUUACUCGAAUUCUUGGGACAAUGUUAA